Molecule: messenger RNA, 1935 nt
Organism: Paraglomus occultum
Lineage: Eukaryota; Fungi; Glomeromycota; Glomeromycetes; Paraglomerales; Paraglomeraceae
Source: the annotation of a GenBank genome assembly
AUGAUUCUACACUUUUUGCUUUUGGCGGUAGGUGUCUUGCUGGCACCUACUUCAAAGGCAGCCUUACAGCCAGCCAGAUUUCCUUCUAAUGCUCUUCAUAAAGUUGAUGUUGGGCUGAAUAAUAUUGAUGGAACAGUGGCCGCUUUUGCUGAUUUCAACUCUGACAAGUUCACAGACGUACUCGUACUGAGUGCCGAUCAGCAAAAUAUAUACGUUUACGUAUGGGAUCAUGCCAAAGGACAAUUUAUAAAAUCUCCCAGCGCCACGAUUGCAAUUGAACCUAACGACUUUACAAUAACCAACGUUCUUCCUGGCGAUUUUAAUUACGAUGGGAAUCUUGAUGUACUCGUAAUGGGUCCUAAUACCAAGAGUACUGAUGAAUUGAUAUUGCGAGUAUACCUUGGAGAUGGAUCGAGUCAAUUCAAUACAACUUACUUGAAAGUACCGUCUGCUAUGUCACCUCAACCUAUUCCUUUUGAUUUCUCUGGGAAUAUGACGACGGAUCUUUUGGGAUAUCGAUAUGAUAACAAUCCCGAUAAAAAAUUAUCACUCUGGAAGAACAUUUACAACGCGGAAAGCGACGUUCUAUUUGAAGUAUCCGAUCUACCUAUAGACGAAACUGCCACGCCUCCAUGUAAAUUAGCCGACCCCCAUUCUAAUGCGUUUGUAGAUUUGAACGGCGAUUGCUUAUCAGAUUUAUUCUUGACGUGUCAGGAUGAUAAUGAUGUAAAGUCAUUUCAAAUAUGGAUUAAUGACAAGGAGAAUGGGUUUGUUCUCAAAGAAGACGGCAACUUCCCUGAAGGAACUGGACAGAUAUCUUUUGCUGAUCUCGAUGGGGAUGGUACGAUAGACAUGAUUUUCCCAGUGUGCAGUAAAUCAUCAUGUGAAAUACAUACGGCAUACAACAGACAGAUACCUCUGUGUACAAAUAAGAAGGAUACCAACUGCAGACAGGCGGCUCAACUAUGUACAGCAGAUCCCAAGUUUACUUUUGAUUUGAGACAAAGUUCGGAUAAUGAUGCGUAUGUGGUAAUCAAGACAGAUAGCUUGCUCGGUGGUGGCAUGAUUGUAACCAACGAUGGCGAAUUCAAAGGUGUACUACCAGUACCAAUACGAAUAGGCGACUAUAAUCUUGACGGUUAUCCAGAUCUUCUAGUUAUUAGUUCAAAAGACGGUGAUUCAUAUGUAUCGUUGUUGCGCUCUGAACCGUGUCAGGACGGAUGUCUUCCAAGCGCUCAAAGACGCACAUUCGUUAAAGUUAAUGAAGGAGCUGAGGAUCUUGGAGCACUUAAAAACGCUAAACAAGCAGCCUUUUUCGAUCUUGACGAGGAUGGGACUUUAGAUAUCAUAGUUCUUGGCUCUUCAGGAUCCGGGAAUGCUGCGAGAGAAGUGCACGCCAUACAAAAUAACUAUUUUAAUGACGCAUUUUUUGUCAAAACACUUGUACUCAAUGGUGUAGAGAAGAAACAAAAUUUUGGAGUAAACUAUCCUGGAGCCGCGUUCAAGUUCACAGUUCUUGACACUUCAGGAAAGAAGAGGGCAAAUCAAGUUGCCCAAUAUUCGCAAGCUGGUUACUUUUCGAUGCAGACACCUUAUUCUCUAUUUGGACUCGGACGUACAAAUAACUAUGUUGAAGAAUUGUUUGUGGGAACAACGCGAAAUCAAACUGAUCACUACAGCACCUUUUCAGGAGUAAUACCAAAUUCACAGUUGAUAAUUAUUCCAUAUCAGCCAAACGAUGUAGAAAAUCCUAGCACAUGGACUCUUGAAUUGUAUAUUCAUCCUGGUGAUUGGGUUCCUUGGGUGUUGAUCACUCUGAUAGCAGCUACGGUAGUACUUGCUCUAGUGGUGUUUACAUUGAAUUGGAUGGAAAAGCGAGAGGACGAGCUGGAAAAGCGUAAGGCGUUACACGUUAUAAACUUUGAUGCAUUGUGA